CACAAGGGGGACAGACUGAGUGAAGAGUGAGAGAGGAGUUAGGCAGGGCUGUAUAUUGUCACCAACCCUUUUUAGCCUGUAUACAGAGGAGCUAGCAGCCAGGAUGAGAAGAAUGAAUGUAGGGGUAAGUGUGGGGGAAUGAUAAAGUAUGUGUACUCCUUUAUGCAGAUGACGUAGUUGUUAUGAGUGAAUGGCAGAUGAGCUUCAAAGUUUGUUGGAUGUAGUGGAUGGCUAUGGUAAAGACUUUGGAGUAAGGUUUAGCAGUGAGAAAAGCAAAGUAAUGAUUGUGAAUAGGUCAGAGGAUGAAAGUAAUGUGAUAUGGAGACUUGGAGAGAAUGAGUUGAGACAGGUGCAGGAAUACAAGUACUCAGGGAUGUGGAUGAAUCCUAGUGGGUGUGCAAAGGCAAAGAAUGAAAAGAUAAAUAUGCUAAACCAGUGGGUAGGUCGACUGGGAAGCGCGGCAAGGAUGAGAGCAAGUAUGAUGUGUUGAGAGAAGUGUGGAAGAGUGUGGCUGUGCCAUGUAUAAUGUAUGGUAUGGAUGUGAUUGCAUGGAAGGAAAAUGAAAUUGAUAAGUUAGAAGUGGGCCAGAAUAGAGUAGCAAAGAUUGGCACUGAGUCCACCGAGGGGCACAGCAGUUGAAGCCUUGAGAGGUGACAUCGGAUGGCGCACCUUUAGGGAAAGACUCACAAAAGCCACACAAGAUUAGGCUUGAGAGAAUGGAUGAUGCAAGAAUAGCAAGGAAGGUGUACCUGUGGAAUGAAAGUGGAAGCAAAUGGAGGAAGAGAUGCAUGAGAAUGACAGACAGGAGUGGAUUACAAGUUGUGUGGGCGAUAAGAAUGGCUGGUAGGAAUCAAAAUGAGCGUGAAUGGGUGGUAACAAGAGGAGGAAGAGUGAGAGCCGAAUGGGAUGUGAGAAAAUGGAAGAAUGAGAUAGACAAAGAAGUGAAAUGUGUAGGACUGAAUGAAUGGAAGAAUGAGAUGGAAAGAAAGAAGACCCUGGAAUGGUACAAGGAGAAAGAGGCCCUGAGGUAUGAAAGGUGGUAGGAUGGAAGCCUGGGCGGUGAUCUUCUCUUCCUAGCGAGGGCACAGUGUAUGAAUGUGAAUGGAAGGAGUUACAGGUGGUCUGAGUCCCUGUGCCAGAUGUGUGACAUGGGAGAGGAUGAGACGGUGGAACAUGUGGUGCUGGAGUGUGUGAAGUAUGCCAGAGACAGGAAUGAGAUGAUGCAAGUGAUACUGACUGAGUUAGGGCAUGAUACGAAUGAAAGAGUGGAGAAGACAGGAAAGGAGUGGAUGGUGUUGUUGCUGGGACUAUGUAGAGAGGCGAGUGAAAGAAUGAUUGAGGCUGUGAAACAGUUUCUGGAGAGAAUGUGGCGUGUCAGGUGUAUGAACAAUUAGGAUAGAGGAUGCUGUUCGUUUCUCUCUUUUUUUUCCCCCCUUCUACAGGAGUUGUCGAUCCAAAUGCCUGACUCAGGAGUGAUCCUGUUCCACCUGUACCAUCAAGAUCAAGAUCAAGACAACAGUUCCCACGUGUUUACUACCACACUGCAUAGAAGUCUUGUUCUUUUCGCAAAUUUCCCAAGUAAUUCCCCACCCCGGAGGCCGCCCCCAGUACCCCAGUUCCCUGCAUCCAUGGUUGACCCGUGUGGCUCCUCUCUGGUGGUGAAAGCAAGUGACGGCAAGAUGGUGAUGGUGACCCUGCCCAACCCCCUCCAGGUACUGCCAUGCACCUUCACCACUGUCAUUACCAUCACCACCACCAGGAAAUGCACAAGGGAAAACUUGGAGGGUGUGACUGAGGGAGGGGCAGGGUGUGGGUCAGGGGCAGAAGGUGACGUGCCAGAGUUACGUCACGUUCCCCCAAAUGCAGGCCGGCAAGUUUGCUGACGUCACCAGUCGUCAGUGCACGGCGGGUGCUGCAAGGGGAACUGCAGGAGGUGGACCUGUUCAGCACCUCAUCCCUCCCUGCCCUCUCCCCUGACAGGAGCAUGCCAGACCCAGGGGUGCCCAAGGAAACGACAAGGGUUACUACCUCUAUGCAGACAAAACCUAACCAACCAGCUUAACCUGAGUCGCCCCUGGAACCGCCCCACCACAGAGGAGGAGGAGGAGGAGUAGGAGGAGGAGGAGGAGACAGUCAUGGAUGAAGGGACGUCACAGAUCAUGCACAUUUGCUUCCAUAUUGGGUGAGAGACUGCAUUGUUUGUGAAGAAGACGAGGAGGAAGAUAGUUUUUCAUCUCAAUUGCACAGAAUAUUCAAUAAUUGGUCUGUUUCAUGAAGCUCCUGUAUUGCUGAGUCAUUAGAGAGCCUUAAAAGAAGACAGUCAGAUUUAUGGAUGGGGAUGACAGGUGAAAAUAGACAGGUGUUUUUUGUACAGGGACUUCCACGUAGAUAGAGGAUCAACCUGCCAACCAAGUUGCGGUGGAAACUGGCGUACAGCUGUGCCUGAGCCUGCCGUGGACGCAUUUCCCAGCCCCCGAACUGAACGGUCAACCUGCCGCCAAUCUCAACUUCAACCAGAACAGCUCGGACACGGCUGGCCAGGACAACCACCGC
Messenger RNA from Scylla paramamosain (green mud crab), 2553 nucleotides. RefSeq lists its product as uncharacterized. The transcript has 7 exons. The record is from RefSeq and is a predicted model, not a curated record. Lineage: Eukaryota; Metazoa; Arthropoda; Malacostraca; Decapoda; Portunidae. The coding region runs from base 1458 to 1883 and encodes 141 amino acids.